CAAACCCGCAGGCAGGGAGCACAGAGGGCUGUGAGCCGAGCACGCGGGCGCGGAGGCACUAGGGCCCGCGCGGGGCGCCGAGCCGCUCGGCCGAGACACCGCUGCGCCCGCCCAGAGGCCCCGGGGCCGUGGGGCGUGCGUCUCGCCUCCAGCCAUGGGGUCGGCGGCGCUGGAGAUCCUCGGCCUGGUGCUGUGCCUGGUGGGCUGGGUGGGCCUGAUCCUGGCGUGUGGGCUGCCUAUGUGGCAGGUGACUGCUUUCCUGGAUCACAACAUCGUGACGGCGCAGACCACUUGGAAGGGGCUGUGGAUGUCGUGUGUGGUGCAGAGCACCGGGCACAUGCAGUGCAAGGUGUACGACUCGGUGCUGGCACUGAGCACCGAGGUGCAGGCGGCGCGGGCGCUCACCGUGGGCGCAGUGCUGCUGGCGCUCGUCGCGCUCUUCGUGACCCUGGCAGGCGCGCAGUGCACCACCUGCGUGGCCCCCGGCCCCGGCAAGGCCCGCGUAGCCCUCACGGGCGGCGCGCUCUACGCGCUCUGCGGGCUGCUGGCGCUCGUGCCGCUCUGCUGGUUCGCCAACAUCGUGGUCCGCGAGUUCUACGACCCGACCGUGCCCAGGUCGCAGAAGUACGAACUGGGCGCGGCGCUGUACGUCGGCUGGGCCGCCUCGGCGCUACUCAUGUGCGGCGGCGGGCUCGUGUGCUGCGGCGCCUGGGUCUGCGCUGGCCGCCCCGACCUCAGCUUCCCCGUCAAGUAUUCGGCGCCACGGCGGCCCACGGCCAGCGGUGACUACGACAAGAAGAACUAUGUCUGAGGGCGCCGGGCACGCCCGCGAGCGGGAGGAACGCCAGGGGAGCCCCGCAUGGACAGCGGCCUCCGCCCGGCCGCGCCGCGCACAGGCUCCGCGGAACGCCCGGCUCUACGCCCGCCGACGGGACCCUGCCCGCGCUCGCAGCCCGUCCUCUCCAACUGCCACUAGUUGGGCCUUGGGCCGCACCCUGGCCUGAACAGGAGAUGCGCCCUUGGGAGGACUUGCUCGGUUUCUUUUUCUGUGCGCAGUCCUGGAUCCGACGUGGGCGGGGCUCGGGUUCCUUCGGCUGUGUGGGCACUGGACUGAAGAUGCCGCUUCUCUCCCCGACCCUUGGGGUCUUGGAUGCCGCCGUAUACCCCAGCGGCUCCUGCUGAGUCCAGAGGGGCAGACGGAGAGCCCAGGGCGCCCAGCCUGGGCUGCCCGAGGGAUGUGUACAGAUGGCUUUUACCCCAUCAGCGGGGCCUGAGCCCAGGGGGGCCAUGAGAUUUGGCCUGGACCUCCCUGCCUCACCCCAGCAGCUCCCCAGGGGAGUCUUAUGGGCACCAGAGCCUGAGUGUGGGGCUGGGGCCCUGCCCUCCUCUGCAGCUUGGGGGGAGGGUAAGAAUUUGCUUAGUAAAUAGUUUGAAUACCCUC
Molecule: messenger RNA, 1441 nt
Organism: Ceratotherium simum simum (southern white rhinoceros)
Lineage: Eukaryota; Metazoa; Chordata; Mammalia; Perissodactyla; Rhinocerotidae
Gene: CLDN5
Product: claudin 5
Cellular component (GO): bicellular tight junction; membrane
Molecular function (GO): structural molecule activity
Source: RefSeq, a predicted model, not a curated record